Gadus morhua (Atlantic cod) is the source of this 751-nucleotide messenger RNA. It is a transcript of the gene apoc1, whose product is annotated as apolipoprotein C-I. Gene Ontology annotation, biological process: negative regulation of cholesterol transport; negative regulation of very-low-density lipoprotein particle clearance; negative regulation of lipid catabolic process. Lineage: Eukaryota; Metazoa; Chordata; Actinopteri; Gadiformes; Gadidae. Gene Ontology annotation, molecular function: phospholipase inhibitor activity; fatty acid binding. The coding region runs from base 26 to 406 and encodes 126 amino acids. Gene Ontology annotation, cellular component: high-density lipoprotein particle; very-low-density lipoprotein particle; extracellular region. The record is from RefSeq and is a predicted model, not a curated record. The transcript is spliced from 4 exons.
CCCUUAUGUAUGUACCCGCCCUGAAAUGAGCAACCCUUUAAAAAGCCAAACCGAAGGCAUGCAAACACACCCACAUUGUUUUCCUUCCCCUACAUUGUUUUUUUGCAUCUGGAACAGAUUUCUCAAAAUGAAGCUUUACCUCGCAGUUGCCGUCCUGUUGCUGGCUCUCGCAACGCAAUCAGAGGCCCAGGCUCCGGAGGAACCGACCCCUGCGGGUCCUGAUAGCAUUGGGGACAAGUUCAGCCAGUUCGGGGACACAGUGGCCGUGCUCGGCCAAGACAUUGCCACGAAGACCCAGGACGCCUUCCAGAGAGCUCAAGACAGCGAGUUUGUCGUCAAAACUAAGACCUGGUUCAGCGAUCAGUUGGAGAAGAUGAAGGCAAAGUUAAGCGAGAUUGGACAAUAAGAAGGAGACCAAUUGUCUGCAAUGAGCCAAAACCCUGUCAGUGGUGCCUUGUGUGGCGCCUUGUGUGGCCCUUUGACCUUCUGCCUCCCCCCCCUCCGCCCCCACUGGGUUUUGGCCGCAAAGAGGGUUGACUGUAUGCAUGGCCUUAUGCCCAAUACACCUUGCUUUGUAUCGCUCAUAUAAUCUUUGUACACAUUUUGUGGAAAAAGUGCAAUAAACAUAUGAGCAAUAAAGAUCAUUUUAUAUAUAUACACAAUACAUAUAUUUCUUCAUUUCAAAAUCUGUAACUAAAUAAAAUAUUUUUGAAAGAAUCAAAAAUUCUGAAUAAAAAUUUGAAUAAAUCUU